UUGGGGUGGAAGAAGAACAUCUUCUACAGUAAAGGUUGGGUCAAGAUGAGAAAUAGCCAAGCAAUAGGAUUCUUAGUCCUGUUCUGCUGUGUUACAGGUAAGCCACAGAGGAUUCAUAGAAUUGUACAGUUGGAAGGGACACCGAGGCAAGAACAAGGCAAGAACAAAACCCCUUUCUAGGGGAGCUGUCAGGACAAAAGUCUCUGAGAGAAGGAUUUGAUUUAUUAGACCAUUCAUUCUUGAGAAAUAAGUGAAACUAUCAGAAUUCAAGGUGCAAAAAGAAUAGUUGUAUUAAAGAGUGAUCUGUUGUGUGGCAAUUCCCGCCCCCUCCCACAGAUGGAGUAAAUAAAGACACCAGACACCAGAAUUUAGGUUAAUGGGCGAAAAUGGCCACAACUUUAUUGAUUACAGGUAAGAGUGGUAUUGGCUUUAGGCAUUGGCCCUAUCAGACUAACCGGUAUAACCGGGAAGGGUUAAGCACCAACAGGGGGAGCCCCCGAGAUGCACAUCCCUAGGUGCUCCCCGAGGGGUUACCGCUCGGGAGCGCGCUUUAGGCCCUAGCCUCCGUAGGUUUCGGAUGAGGCGAUGCCCCCCGGAGUCCUUUAAUGAACUACCCUUCAAGAUUUGGGGGAGGUGAUGGCGCUCCUCCCCCCCAACUUCAUUUGCAUAACAAUACUCCUGCCAAUGCCUACUGCCAAAACCGAGGAGUUGUGACGUUUUGCUACGAGGUAGGCGAAAAAACCAAGUGGCUUUUAAAAUACAGCCAAUUAGCCAAAUGGAAAAACUCCUACCAGGCCCCUUGCGGCGACCAGCCGAAGCCCAUAGCAAAGUCCAGAUGAGAACCUAAAGGGCGGGAGGGAGGGAAACCGCCGCUGCUGAAAGGAAAAGAAAGGGGCGAGUAUGGGCUGCCCCGACCUUAAAUGCCCUUUGUUAACCCUGCCCCUACCGCCAGCCAAUUGGCUGGCGCUGUGUGUAAUGAAUAAUAAUUGGAGUGGGGAAUCCGUGAGUCCUGCGGGGCUGGAGCCAGCCCCGCGAGAAUGUACACGGGAGCGUGAGCCCGCAACACCCCCCCUCCUUAGGUCGGGAGUGGCUUUGCCAUUGAUCUAGUUGGAUCGUUUGCUUUUCAAACUUUAUAUGGCCAUGGCCUAUUCUGACUGUUCUCCUCUCCUCUCUAUCUGGUCCAGCUCGAAAUUUUAGAUGCCUUGAAUGUCCAAAUGUUUCACAUGACAACGAAUGUAUGGUUCCUGAAAAGCAAUGCACCACUGGACCUUGGGAAUUUUGCUUUGCUCGUCAACUUAAUGGACGUAAGUUCAGGGGGCAAUUGUUACUCUUCCAGAGCACAACAUAACUUUUAUGACUGCUGUCAAGGCAGGAAGCCCAUAUCUCUAGGAUUGUCAGACAUCUGGUGACAGGGCUCCUGGGUGUUUGACGGUUGUAUCAGAUUUUUAAAAAUUGCCAGGUAAUGUGUGCACAUUACUGCAUCCGUGUGCCGUGAUAAAACACAACUGAUAUGAGAUUGUGAAAUGCAUUCUUAUAUUUUAUAGGAAAUCUGCAAAGGGAAUCCUGGCAAUCCUACAUACUUCCCAACAUUUGUCAGAUAGAUUUCCUUUCUUUGACUUUCAUUAAGCAUAGACUUCGCAUAAUCAUGCAGAAUAUGCGGAAUUAUAGUUUGGGCCGCAAUCACACACCCCGUGCAUGCCAUAAGGUAAAGGUAAGGGGACCCCUGACCAUUAGGUCCAGUUGUGACCAACUCUGGGGUUGCGGCGCUCAUCUCGCUUUAUUGGCCGAGGGAGCCAGUGUUUGUCCGCAGACAGCUUCCGGGUCAUGUGGCCAGCAUGACAAAGCCGCUUCUGGCGAACCAGAGCAGCGCACGGAAACGGCGUUUACCUUCCCGCCAGAGCGGUACCUAUUUAUCUACUUGCAGUUUGAUGUGCUUUUGAACUGCUGGGUUGGCAGGAGGAGGGACCGAGCAACGGGAGCUCACCCCGUCGCGGGGAUUCGAACCGCCGACCUUCUGAUCGGCAAGUCCUAGGUUCUGUGGUUUAACCCACAGCGCCACCCGCGUCCCUUGUGCAUGCCAUAGGUCAAGGCUUUUGUGAGUUGGUGGUAAAAUGAAAGCUACCAGAUGGAAGACAGAAAGUUACAAACUGAAGUCAGUGAAAAGCAUGCAACACACAGUCCCUUCACCAAGAACAGCUGGCUGAAUCUGCCAUGCCACCUCACUCAGCUAAACCUCUGCUGAUGAACAGAAAUGGUCAAUGAAUUCUAAAAAGAUUUUUAAGGCUACUUUCCAAUAAGCCUGAAAUAACCUUUGUUUCCCUUUCUGCUCCCACCCCUUAAGAAAUGGGAAGGAAUGUAUCCUCUGCAAAUGGCUGAAUUUUCCUAAAUGUAAAAAUUGUGGUUUCCCCCCCUUUACAGCAGGUUUUGUACAUGUGGACCGGGGUUGCACUAACAAGUGCAUCAGCUUUGUAAAUAAGGGGAAAAAGACAUCGCAAACUUCGCUGUGUUGUGUGACCGAUCUUUGCAACAAUCACAACUUCUGGACUAAUCAAUAAUGAAUGACUGUUUCUUGAGAAUCGGUUGGUGGAACCAGGUGGACUUUCAGCCCCUCUGGCUUUUGAACAGUUCUGUUAAUAAAUCGUGCCA
Podarcis lilfordi (Lilford's wall lizard) is the source of this 2646-nucleotide messenger RNA. Lineage: Eukaryota; Metazoa; Chordata; Lepidosauria; Squamata; Lacertidae. The record is from the annotation of a GenBank genome assembly.